GCCCGCGCGGUACAGCUGGGCUAGUGACGCGGGAGCCGCUGCUGCCGCCGCCGCCGCCGCCGCCGCUGCUGCUACCGCCGCCGCAGCCGCCGCCGCGUUCCAUUCUGUAAGCCGGCGACAGCCUCGCCCUCCGCCUCCCGCCGCCUUCUCCCGUAGCACUGGCCAGCGCCAGCCAGACAAGGGCACUCAGGGCCUCGCCUAGACCCGAGAGGGUUGCGGGCGCGCGCAGGCGGCAGAGCGGAUCCCAGCGCCGCGGAAGCUUCGAGCGCCCCCCCUCGCGGAGGUCGCCGCGCGGUUCCCCGGGUAAAUCUACCCGUGGCUGACUUUAGAAUUCUUACUUCUGGCUUUUAAAUUUUUUUUUUUUUUUUUAAAUAACUUGGACGGAUAAAAGAUGUGCCAUGGCAGGAUAGCACCAAAGAGCACCGCAGCGUUGGCCGUGGCCUCCGUGGGACAUGGAGUGUUCCUUCCGCUGGUGAUCCUUAGUACCCUCCUUGGAGACGGCCUUGCCUCAGUGUGUUCGCUGCCCCCAGAGCCAGAGAAUGGUGGCUACAUCUGCCACCCCCGGCCUUGCAGAGACCCCCUGAACGCGGGCAGCGUCAUUGAAUACCUGUGUGCCGAAGGCUACAUGUUGAAAGGCGACUACAAGUACCUGACCUGUAAGAAUGGAGAGUGGAAGCCAGCCAUGGAGAUCAGCUGCCGUCUCAACGAGGACAAAGAUGCCCACACGUCCCUGGGGGUCCCCACACUGUCCAUAGUGGCUUCCACUGCCAGCUCCGUGGCGCUCAUUCUCCUCCUCGUGGUGCUGUUUGUGCUGCUGCAGCCGAAGCUGAAGUCGUUCCAUCACAGCAGGCGCGACCAGGGAGUAUCUGGCGACCAGGUGUCCAUCAUGGUGGAUGGAGUCCAGGUUGCGCUCCCGUCCUAUGAGGAAGCUGUGUACGGCAGUUCUGGUCACUGCGUGCCACCUGCUGACCCCAGGGUGCAGAUCGUGCUGUCAGAAGGGUCUGGGCCCAGUGGGAGGAACGGGCCAAGGGAGCCGCAGUUGCAGGACCAGGGGGCCUGUUCCUCUGCCGGCGGAGAGGAGGAGGCCCCGGGCCAGUCUGGACUGUGUGAAGCCUGGGGUUCUCAAGGCUCUGAGACUGUGAUGGUGCAUCAGGCGACCACCUCUUCCUGGGUGGCUGGCUCAGGGAACAGCCGAGUGGCAUACAAAGAAGGCCCAGAUUCAGAGAACAGUGACAUACAAAGCCUUUUAUCCCUCACGUCGGAGGACUACACAGAUGAUAUCCCACUGUUGAAAGAAGCAUGAGCGCUGCCAUGGGCCUCUCCUCUCUGCGACGGUCCUCUCUGCCCUUCGUCCCUCUCCCUGUGGGUUUGAGCACCCUGUACUCCAGCCACCCUACCCAGAUACCUGAGCCGCCACCUGUGUAUCUGUGUAUCUCUGUAUCUCUGAGGGCCUCCAUGCCCACCUUGCUGGAAACUCAAGGAAGAUUCUCGCCAUCUGCCUGCUGGACAGCUGGAGGAGCUGGCAUUUUGCCUAGCCCGGCCUUCCCAUCUGUGUCGGGGACAUAUUUGAAUGUGCUGGACAGAACUCUUCCUCUCCCUGAGCCCUCCGGAUCCCCCGCAGCCAGCUCUUUGGUGGCAGACCCCACCAGCCCGUGCGGGCCUGAGAGCCGCUGUGUUUACUUGUGCCUUCCCCCACCCCCGACCCCUCCAGUCCCCCUGUCAUGCAGGCUGGUUGCUUUCCUGCAAGCCUCAGUGGCUGCACUGCUGCCCUCUGCUGCACAGGGUGCCAGGCCUGGGGCUGGGGCUGGCCUGGCGCCGCUGCCCUUAGCAGGAGCAGAUCCAAACGUGGCUCUGAUUAGGGCGAGAAUGUGGGUCCCUGGCCCGCCUUUGGUUGAUAACUGGUGGCACAUUUCUUUGGCUGAGGAUGGAGGAUGUGGAAAAUCAUGCCAAAGCUCUCCUAGCGCCCAGCUGUCCAGCUCGGAGGUGCUGGAUCCUGGCCGUGCUGAGUUUCCAAGAAGCAUGGAGAAGAUGCUGAGGGAGGGAAGGAAGGUGGCUGAGAAUGAGUGUCUUCCUAAUAUGCAAGUCCUCACUUCCUACUUCUAGCAUCGGCCUUCCUGGCCUUGGUUUUCUGUUUCACUGGAGUGUAAGGGGAAGUGGCCUGCUGCCUCCUGGGUUGGAUCCUUGGCAACCUCCGCCUCCUCGCUGCCCACAGGGGCCUGCGUGAAUCAUCGCUGGGACGGGAGAGUUGCUGAGCUGCUGCGGAAUGCCCGCAUGGCCACUGGCAUUGGGGGCAGUUGCCCCGUUCUGGGUUCGUGGUGACGAAGGAAGCCCGAGAGGCACAGACCGAGUCUCCAGGCAGCUGCAGGCAGCUCCGCCCCAGUCCUGAGGGUCCUCGUCACCGCAGUCUCGUGCCUUAGUAACUGUGCCAGGAAGCGGGCUGCUGCCUGCUGCACCGUUGCUUUUCCCAGUCGUGUUUCCCCUCCCGCCCUUCCACGGGUCACAGCUGAUGGAUGACUCCCUGCUCUCCCCGCGCACCUGGAGAGGGGCUGACUGUUCUAGACACCCCGCCUCGCUGCUCUGCGGUGGGUGAAAGCUUGCCAGGCAGCCUGACCCCAGGGCUCUGCCGUCGAAGGGGGUGGGCUCCGCGCUCCCCGAUGCUUCUGCCGGGGGGGCUCUUGCUCUGCCGCCUGUGGAUGCUGACCAAGGCCGGGGUGGCAGAGCUCAGCCAGCUGCUGCCGUCUGCAGAAGAUGUGGCGCGGAGGAGGGCUUGUUUCUGUCCUGUGUUUGAAGUGCGGGGGCUGAGACACUUGUUGCUGACCCCGCCUGCACCUCCGCUCAUCCCCGACCCGCUCUGUUUGGGGUGGUGAAAACAAUAAAGAACCCCUGUAUUUUCAGUACCUGACAGAACAGGGUAGCUCCAGGCGUGAGCGGCCACAAACAUGAGGGGAACGGCCUCCUUUCAGCCUCCUGCAUCCCUCUCACACGCACUUUACUACCCGCUCGUUCCCAGCCUCCUGGCACCACUGUAGUCUUCCUUCGCUCAGGGUAAGGGCAGUGCCUGCUGGGCCUGCGGGCACCCCCGAGUCUCUCCCCUUCCCCACCCAGGAGCCUUCACAUGCUGUGUGUAAAGCCCUGGCCGGCGUGGUUCCAUCUGGAGCAGGUUGGCAGGGGUGCUGGGACGCAGGCCUCUGAGGGACCUGCAGAAGACCGGGGGCCUGUCCUUGGCCUCCAAAGAGGCCGUUUCCGGAGAUGUGCCUGCCAGCAGGGGCUGGCACGGGGCCCAUCUGGAGCGUGGGGUCCCUACGGACCCUAGUUGCCUCAUCACACAUGGGCUCUCCUUUACUCACAGGGGUGCCCUUGUCUUCCUCCAGAAAAGAAAGCAGGGACAAAUGGUGGAGGGAUCCAAAGUCUCACUGUUGGGCUCACAGCCAGAAUAAUGGUCUAGAAUAUUUUUUAAAAUGGAAGCUCUUACCCUUUUUUAUAUCAUUACUCUGGGUUUUCUCACCUAAGAGAUUGUGCUGUUUGUUUUGGGUUUAUUCAGCCGCAUGGGUGACCAGCUCAGCCUUUGCGGG
This is a messenger RNA of Lutra lutra (Eurasian river otter), 3572 nucleotides long. It is a transcript of the gene SUSD6, whose product is annotated as sushi domain containing 6. NCBI's taxonomy places the organism in Eukaryota, Metazoa, Chordata, Mammalia, Carnivora, Mustelidae. Bases 392 to 1303 code for a protein of 303 amino acids. The record is from RefSeq and is a predicted model, not a curated record. The transcript is spliced from 6 exons.